GUGUUGUUCUUCCCAGAGCCCCAGACCCAGGAGGCCCAGGGAGCCGGAAGUGACCCUCAGGCAGCAAGACCUCAAAGGAAGAGUGAGAUUCCCGCCUACAGCUGUGCGGCACCCCGAGCAGGGCUCCAGUCAGGAGAAAAGACCAUCACUCAGGAAGCGGCUCAGCGGCAGCUGCUCCAUGAGGAGCUAAAGCUAGUCCUACAGCAGAAGGAGGAGAGGAAACAGGAGCCUGAGACCCAGGUGACUCCCUGCAGAGCUAUGGAGGCCAGGAGCCGCAGCGCUGAGGAGCUGAGACGAGCAGAGUUGGUGGAGAUUAUCGUGGAGACCGAGGCACAGACCGGGGUCAGCGGCUUCAACGUAGCAGGCGGCGGCAAAGAAGGAAUCUUCGUCCGCGAGCUGCGAGAGGACUCGCCGGCAGCAAAGAGCCUCAGUUUGCAGGAAGGGGACCAACUGCUGAGUGCCCGUGUGUUCUUUGAGAACUUCAAAUACGAGGAUGCACUUCGCCUGCUGCAAUGCGCCGAGCCCUACAAGGUCUCCUUCUGCUUGAAGCGCACCGUGCCCACCGGGGACCUGGCACUGCGGCCCGGGACGGUGUCUGGAUACGAGAUGAAGGGCCCGCGGGCCAAAGUGGCCAAGCUGAACAUCCAGAGUCUGUCCCCUGUGAAGAAGAAGAAGAUGGUGCCUGGGGCCCUGGGGACCCCUGCAGAUUUGGCCCCUGUUGACGUCGAGUUCUCUUUUCCUAAGUUCUCCCGACUGCGCCGGGGUCUCAAAGCCGAGGCUGCCAAGGGACCUAUCCCAGCUGCCCCUGUCCGUCGGCGUCUCCAGCUGCCUCGGCUACGUGUCCGAGAAGUAGCUGAAGAGGCCCAGGUAGCCCGAAUGGCGGCGGCUGCUCCUCCCCCGAGGAAGGCCAAGGCAGAGGCUGAGGCGGCCACAGGAGCUGGCUUCACAGCCCCUCAGAUAGAGCUAGUUGGGCCUCGGCUGCCUAGUGCUGAGGCGGGGGUCCCUCAGGUCUCAGUUCCCAAGGGGACCCCAUCAACGGAGGCAGCCAGCGGCUUUGCCCUUCACCUGCCCACCCUGGGGCUGGGAGCCCCAGCUGCACCGGCUGUGGAGCCCCCAGCCACAGGAAUCCAGGUUCCGCAAGUGGAACUCCCCACCCUGCCCUCUCUCCCCACCCUCCCCACCCUGCCAUGCCUGGACACCCAGGACGGGGCCGCGGUGGUGAAAGUCCCCACCCUGGAUGUGGCAGCUCCGUCUGUGGGGGUGGACCUGGCUUUGCCAGGUGCAGAGGUGGAGGCCCCGGGGGAGGUGCCUGAAGUGGCCCUCAAGAUGCCCCGUCUAAGUUUCCCCCGUUUUGGGGUUCGAGGGAAGGAAGCUACUGAAGCCAAAGUAGUCAGGGGCAGCCCCGAGGCCAAAGCAAAGGGUCCCAGGCUUCGAAUGCCCACCUUUGGGCUUUCUCUCCUGGAACCCCGGCCCUCUGGCCCCGAGGCUGUUGCUGAGAGCAAGCUGAAGCUACCCACCCUCAAGAUGCCCUCUUUCGGCAUCGGUGGGCCUGAGGUCAAGGCCCCCAAAGGGCCUGAAGUAAAACUCCCUAAGGUUCCUGAGGUCAAACUCCCGAAAGCGCCCGAGGCGACCAUUCCAGAUGUGCAACUCCCUGAGGUACAGCUGCCCAAAAUGUCAGACAUGAAACUUCCAAAGAUCCCUGAGAUGGUCGUACCCGACGUUCGCCUUCCGGAAGUGCAGCUGCCCAAAGUCCCUGAGAUCAAAGUCCCAGAGAUGAAGCUCCCGACGGUGCCCGAGAUGGCCGUGCCUGAAGUACGACUCCCAGAAGUUCAGCUCCCGAAAGUUCCAGAGAUGAAGCUUCCGAAAGUGCCUGAAAUGGCCGUGCCUGAUGUCCGACUCCCAGAAGUUCAGCUCCCGAAAGUUCCAGAGAUGAAGCUUCCGAAAGUUCCCGAGAUGGCCGUGCCUGAUGUCCACCUGCCGGAGCUGCAACUACCCAAAAUGUCUGAGGUGAAGCUCCCAAAGCUGCCCGAGAUGGCCGUGCCUGACGUUCGCCUCCCGGAAGUUCAGCUACCCAAAGUGCCGGAGAUGAAACUCCCUAAAAUGCCUGAGAUGACCAUGCCCGACAUUCACCUCCCGGAAGUUCAGCUGCCCAGAGUGCCUGACCUUAAGCUGCCUGAAAUGAAGCUUCCAGAAAUAAAGUUCCCCAAAGUGCCCGAGAUGGCCGUGCCUGACGUCCCCCUUCCAGAGCUGCAGCUGCCCAAAGUGGCUGACAUUCGGCUGCCUGAAGUCCAAGUGUCACAGGUCCCGGAGGUGCACCUUCCCAAGGUGCCACAGAUGAAGUUGUCCAAGGCUCCUGAGGAGCAGAGGAAAUCUGCGGGGGCGGAGCAGGCAGAAGGGACUGAAGUUAGUUUCAAGUUACCCAAGAUGACCAUGCCCAAGUUGGGGAAAGUGGGUAAGCCUGGGGAGGCAGGUAUUGAGGUUCCAGACAAACUCAUGACACUUCCGUGUCUGCAGCCAGAGGCCCGUGCUGAGGUGACCAGUGUUGGGGUCCCUUCCCUCUCUCUACCCUCUGUGGAGAUCGACUUGCCUGGGGCCCUGGGCCUGGAGGGACAAAUCCAAGAAGCGGUCUCGGGCAAAGUGGAGAAGCCAGAGGGCCCCAGGGUGGCAGCGGGUGUUGCAGAGGCGGGCUUCCGUGUGCCCUCUGUGGAGAUUGCCCCUCCUCAGCUGCCCACAGUUGAAGUCGAGAAAGAGCAGCUAGAGAUGGUGGAGAUGAAAGUCAAGCCCACUUCCAAGUUCUCUCUGCCCAAAUUCGGACUUUCAGGGCCCAAAGCUGCCAAGGGAGAGGCGGAGGGGUCGGGGCGAGCCGCCAAGCUGAAGGUAUCCAAGUUUGCCAUCUCGCUUCCCAAAGCUCGGGCAGGCCCUGACGCUGAAGCGAAGGCCCCCGGGGAAGCGGGGUUGCUGCCGGCCCUCGAUCUGUCCAUCCCACAGCUCAGCCUGGAUGCUCAACCGCCCCCAGGCAAGGCGGAAGUAGCAGGGGCCGAUAGCAAACCUAAAGGGUCCAGAUUUGCUCUGCCCAAGUUUGGGGUGAAAGGCCGGGACUCUGAGGCUGAUGUAUUAGUGGCGGGGGAGGCUGAGCUUGAGGGGAAGGCUUGGGGCUGGGAUGGGAAGGUGAAGAUGCCCAAGCUGAAGAUGCCAUCUUUUGGGCUGUCCCGAGGAAAGGAAGCAGAAAUUCAGGAUGGACGUGUCAGCCCUGGGGGGAAACUGGAGGCCGUAGCCGGGCAGCUUAAGAUCCCUGAGGUGGAAUUGGUCACACCCGGAGCUCAGGAGCCAGAGACGGCCACCAGCGGAGGGAAGCCAUCAGGCCUCCAGGAGUCCCCCACUAGGCAGGUGGCUGCAGAGGGCCAGGAGGGUGCGCAGAGGGUGUCCGCGCUGGGUAUCUCUUUGCCUCAGGUGGAGUUGGCGAGCUUUGGGGAGGCAGGCCCUGCGAUCACAGCCCCUUCUGCAGAGGGCACAGCGGGCUCUAGGGUGCAGGUGCCACAGGUGAUGCUGGAGCUUCCCGGAACCCAGGCGGCGGGUGGUGAUGUGUUAGUGGGUGAGGGCAUCUUCAAGAUGCCCACAGUGACGGUGCCUCAGCUAGAGCUGGAUGUGGGGCUGGGCCACGAAGCCCAGCCUGGUGAAGCAGCCAAGAGUGAGGGAGGCUUAAAGCUGAAGUUGCCCACACUGGGGACAGGAAGCAGAGGAGAGGGCGCGGAGCCCCAGGGCCCCGAGGCCCAGCGCACCUUCCACAUCUCAUUGCCUGAUGUGGAACUCACGUCACCAGUGAGUACCCACGCUGAGUACCAGGUGGCUGAGGGCGAUGGCGACGGCGGGCACAAACUCAAGGUUCGGCUGCCCCUGUUUGGUCUGGCGAGGGCCAAGGAAGGCGCAGAAACUGGAGAAAAGGUUAAGAGUCCUAAGCUCAGGCUACCCCGGGUGGGCUUCAGCCAAAGUGAGCCGGUCUCUGGAGAAGGCUCUCCCAGCCCUGAGGAGGAGGAGGAAGGCAGUGGGGAAGGGGCUUCCGGUCGCCGGGGGCGGGUCAGGGUCCGCUUGCCACGUGUAGGCUUGGCUUCCCCUUCUAAAGUCUCUAAGGGACAGGAGGGUGAGGCGACCUCCAAGUCCCCCGUUGGGGAGAAGUCACCCAAAUUCCGCUUUCCUAGGGUGUCCUUAAGCCCCAAGGCCCGGAGUGGGAGUAGGGACCGGGAAGAAGGUGGAUUCAGGGUCCGACUGCCUAGUGUGGGAUUUUCAGAAACAGCAGCUCCAGGCUCCACCAGGAUUGAGGGAACCCAGGCUGCUGCUGUCUGAAGCCCCGGGACAGCUUUGGAUUCCACCCCCCUUGUCUUCCCAUCCCCCAUCCCAGCUUCCCCAUUUUGUGUGUGACAUUACUAGCACUAAUCCCCAGAGGGCUUGAAGGCGGGCAACUGACUCAGGCAGGAGCCGGUGGCCUGUGCCACCUCACUGGCCGAAGUGCCUGUAUAUCAUGUCAAGCUAUGUGAAUAAAAUAAUUCAAAAGG
This is a messenger RNA of Apodemus sylvaticus (European woodmouse), 4550 nucleotides long. RefSeq names its product periaxin (gene Prx). The transcript has 6 exons. NCBI's taxonomy places the organism in Eukaryota, Metazoa, Chordata, Mammalia, Rodentia, Muridae. The coding region runs from base 259 to 4341 and encodes 1360 amino acids. Gene Ontology annotation, molecular function: protein binding. Gene Ontology annotation, biological process: regulation of RNA splicing; peripheral nervous system myelin maintenance. The record is from RefSeq and is a predicted model, not a curated record. Gene Ontology annotation, cellular component: nucleus; cytoplasm.